Messenger RNA from Pocillopora verrucosa, 582 nucleotides. The record is from RefSeq and is a predicted model, not a curated record. Lineage: Eukaryota; Metazoa; Cnidaria; Anthozoa; Scleractinia; Pocilloporidae.
AUGGCCCGCCCCCAAGCCAGCUUUGCCGAAGAAAAUGCUGAGGGCUUAACGUCCAGGCCAGUGCCCGCAUGCAUCCCAGCCACCGACGUAUCCGAAGCUAUGGCGGAGAGUAAACUUCCGACAACGGGAGAAGAACUGGAUUUGAACAAUGAGAUUCGGGUCACAGGGACAAACGAAAGUCAAGUGACAUCAAAUGACACCAAACUGGAGGUAUACGAUGAUCCAUUAAGAGAUGUAGCAAGAGUAUGUCUCGAGGAAGGUAACAAAGAAUACAGACAGGGAGAACAUCAAAACGCGAUAAACUCCUACUCGGAAGGUCUUCAAGUGAACUGCGAAGAUAUACGGCUGAACGCCAAGCUUUAUAGCAACAGAGCAGCAGCUCAUUUCCAUUUGGGAAACUACGAGGAAUGUCUCAAUGAUGCAACAGUUUCUGUUCAGUUAGAACCCAGUUUAAUCAAAGCUAUUAAGAAAGCCGCCAGUGCUUGCGUGGAGCUUUGCUUGUACAAAGAAGCAAGGAGCUGGCUACAUAUGGGAUUGGCCGUAUCCUUUAACGAGUGUUUCAAACGUUAUACGCAAAGAAAU